This is a messenger RNA of Aureobasidium pullulans EXF-150, 1899 nucleotides long. Its product is annotated as UV-endonuclease UvdE. Bases 1 to 1899 code for a protein of 632 amino acids. Gene Ontology annotation, molecular function: endonuclease activity. The transcript has 2 exons. Lineage: Eukaryota; Fungi; Ascomycota; Dothideomycetes; Dothideales; Saccotheciaceae. Gene Ontology annotation, biological process: mitochondrial DNA repair; nucleotide-excision repair; response to UV. The record is from RefSeq and is a predicted model, not a curated record. Gene Ontology annotation, cellular component: nucleus; mitochondrion.
AUGGAUGAUCCGGAAGCUGAAGACGAAGAGGAGGCCGGCGAAGAAGAGCUGUCUGCGGCGCUAGGCCGACCUCCUCCCGUCAAUAGCGAUUAUCUGCCUCUACCUUGGAAAGGAAGGCUAGGAUAUGCUUGCUUGAACACCUAUCUCCGCUACAGCACACCACCAGUCUUCGCCUCCCGUACUUGCCGCAUUGCCUCAAUCCUGGAACACAGACAUCCCCUUCGCGAUCCUAACGAGCCCGAGCACCCAACGAAAAACCGUCCUGAUAGAGAGCAACCUGCCAGCAUAGAGCGAGGUCAAAAGUACGUCGAAGCACUUGGUGUCGCCAAUGCUAGGGAUGUCAUCAAGAUGCUCAGGUGGAAUGAUAAAUACGGCAUCAAGUUCAUGCGCUUAUCCAGUGAGAUGUUCCCUUUCGCUUCUCACGAGGAGUAUGGUUAUAAGCUUGCUCCUUUUGCUUCCGAGGUACUGGCAGAGGUCGGCAAAGUUGUUGCUGAGUUGGGUCACCGUGUCACCACCCAUCCUGGACAGUUCACACAACUGGGUUCACCGCGCAAACAAGUUAUCGACAAUGCUCUGCGCGAUCUGGCUUUCCAUGAUGAGAUGCUCUCGCUUCUGAAACUUCCCGAGCAGAUGGACAGGGAUGCAGUCAUGAUUUUGCAUUUGGGAGGCGUCUUUGGCGACAAGGUAGCAACUUUGGACAGGUUCCGUGAGAACUACAAGGCACUGCCACAGUCUGUUAAGAACAGAUUGGUGCUCGAAAACGACGAUGUCAGUUGGUCAGUUCACGAGCUGCUGCCGGUUUGUGAGGAGCUCAACAUCCCUAUGGUUCUCGACUACCACCACCACAACAUUAUCUUUGACUCUGAGCAGCUUCGUGAGGGUACAGCAGAUAUUAUGAACCUUUAUCCCCGCAUCAAGGCAACGUGGGACAAGAAGGGUAUCAAGCAGAAGAUGCACUAUUCUGAGCCAACGCCCGCUGCCAUCACUGGACGUCAAAGGAGAAAGCACAAUCCUCGUGUGGCCACUCUUCCACCUUGCGCAGACGACAUGGAUCUCAUGAUCGAGGCAAAGGACAAGGAGCAAGCUGUUUUCGAGUUGAUGAAAACAUUCAAGCUGCCAGGCUACAAUACUUUCAACGACAUUAUUCCACACGUCAGGAAUGAUGAUAACAAGGUGGCCAUGCAGGCCUCCAACAAGAAGAAGGCCACACCCAAGAAGAAGGGUAAGAAGGUCAAGGACGAAGAUGAAGAGAUGGAAGACGAUGAGGAAAGUGCCGUGAAUGGCGAGACCGCCGCAUUGGUACCCGAGGAAGAAGUUGGCAUGGGUGGUCCUGAAGGUCGCGUAUACUGGCCACCAGGCAUGGAAGACUGGCUUCGACCUAAGAAGCGUGAAGUCAAGCCUAAAGCCGUACCUGGAUCCGCAAAGAAGGUCACUCCUGCACAGAAGAGAAAGGCCCUGGCCGAUGCUGUCGCCCUCGAAGCUGCCGUAAAAGAGCAGCACGAAUCUGAUGAAGAUGCCGCAGAAGCAGCCACGCCAGCAACGAAGAAGGCCAAGGAAGCUCUCAAGCAAAGAGCAGCCGCUGCCCGCGCCAAAUCCGAUGCCCUUCAAAAUGCAACUGCGCCUCCUGCUGCCGCACCCGCACCCGCGACGACAACAAAAUCAGCGCCCAAACGCAAAACACCCGCUCCCAAGGUAAAGAAGGAGAAGGAAGAAAAGGUCGAAGUCACACCUCCCACCAGUGAUGACGCCGAAUCAGAGCUCGAAUUGAACUCAUCAGAGGAGGAUGCUCCAGCCAAAGCGCCAAAGCGACCUGCUCGUGCCGGUGCAAGAUCAAGCGGUAGAGCCAACAAGUCCAAGGUCAGCUAUCAAGAGGCGGACGUGAGCAUGGAUGAGGAUUGA